AACUCGUAAAAGAAAUUGAAAAGAUAGCCGAAAAGAAAGGUGUUACUGCUAGUCAACUUAGUUUGGCAUGGGUUUUGGCUCAGGGUGAAAACAUCGUUGCAAUUCCCGGUACUAAAAAAGUAAAAUAUUUAGAGGAAAAUGUUCAUGCUGAAAAUGUUAAGUUAACCGCUGAAGAAUUAGCCGAAAUUCGGAAAAUUAUUGAUUCUAUUGGGGUUGCCGGAACUCGGUAUCCUGAAUACCGAUUAAAG
Messenger RNA from Racocetra persica, 248 nucleotides. NCBI's taxonomy places the organism in Eukaryota, Fungi, Glomeromycota, Glomeromycetes, Diversisporales, Gigasporaceae. The record is from the annotation of a GenBank genome assembly.